UGUGGGGAAGGCAGAGGAGAGGUGGAUGUGUUUGGAUCCUGCUGUUUUGUGUGUCAAUAAUAUGAUUUCUAUGGAGCAUUCUUGGACUUUUUCCCCAAAACUUCACAUCCUGUCCUGGAUUUGCCCAAUUUUUGUGGUGCAGACUUUAACUGGUGUGAGCACAGCUCAUCUUAGGCUGCUUCUGAACCCUUUUUUGUGACGGUUUUUUACAGAUCACUGCAAUUAUGCCUCAAUUACACUGAAAACCUCGCUCAUCCACACUGCAGGGGGACCUCACUCCAACUGAGGAAUAAAAUCCUUUGGAAUUGGUUUAGGAGAAACAAACAAACAAAAAAUUGUGAAUCCAGAGUUCUGGAGAUGCCAAUAAACUCAAAAAGCGUUUUUUUUUCCCCAUGAGUUUUGAGGAACUGUUAUUAAAAUGUUAAACCCAAGGGAAUGGAUUCCAGGGGGGAUUGAGCACCUUGUCCAACAUGGGAUCACAGACUGGUUUGGGUUGGAAGGGACCAUUUAUUUAUCCAAUUAUACAAUAUUAUCCAAUCUUUCUUUCACAAAACUGAGCAGGGAUUGGUUUUAUCUGUCUGAUUUGUGACCUCCUGCUCAGGAGGUGGGGAUGUGCAGGAAGGUCCAGGGCUGCUGAUGCUGCCUGGCAGAUGGGGCAGUUCAGCUCCUUGUCUCUUUCCAGAGCCGCCAAAUUAUGGAAAAAUCAAUCUGAGAAAUGACAUUUCUUAAAUCAGAGCUUUUCCAGCUCGUAUCAUUUGGAAAUGGACCUAAAAUCAGCUGGGGUUACAUGGAAAAUAUGUUAAAUAUUGUUAAAUAUUUCUAAACCCAGUGUGUUGACUCUUCACAGCAGCAUUUCCUUCAGAACACAACAUUUGAGGUUUGAGCUGUGUUGCUUCUCCCACCUCAGGUUUUCCAGGAAAAUAAAGAAGGAAUCAGGAAGCCCCUGGAGCGCUGCCCCGUCACCAUGGGGUCGGUGGUGUGGGAAUGUGGCUGAAAUUGUGAUAUUUAAUUCCUGCCACGGAGGACUGAGGCAAAAAAGGGGGGGAAAAAAAGGGGAAGAUUUCUCUCCCAUCUGUCUGGACUGAGCCGAGGAUGUUGAACACACAAACUCUUCCAGCUGGGAAGAGGAACCUCAAGCAAGGCCUGGGAAUAUUCCUGUGAAAAUCACGCGGAGCUGGAAGAUGUGCCGGCCCCGUUGGCGGGGUGGAAGGAUGGCUUUGGGCUGGCUGCUGCGUUCCCUGUGGAUUUUGGGGGUCUGGCUGGCCCCCACGGGAGGGCACAGCCUGUUCUCCUGCGAGCCCAUCAUCCUCAGGAUGUGCCAGGACCUGCCCUACAACACCACCUUCAUGCCCAACCUCCUCAACCACUACGACCAGCAAACAGCAGCUCUGGCAAUGGAGCCCUUCCACCCCAUGGUGAACCUGGAAUGCUCCCGGGAUUUCCGUCCCUUCCUGUGCGCCCUGUACGCCCCGGUGUGCAUGGAGUACGGGCGGGUGACGCUGCCCUGCCGCCGCCUCUGCCAGCGCGCCCACAGCGAGUGCUCCAAGCUCAUGGAGAUGUUCGGGGUCUCCUGGCCCGAGGAUAUGGAGUGCACCAGGUUCCCAGAUUGCGACGAGCCCUAUCCCCGCCUGGUUGACCUCAACCUGGCCGGCGAGCCCACGGAGGAGGCCCCGAUGGCCGUCCAGCGGGAUUACGGCUUUUGGUGUCCUCGGGAGCUGAAAAUCGACCCGGACCUGGGUUACUCCUUCCUCAGGGUCCGGGACUGCUCCCCUCCUUGCCCCAACAUGUACUUCCGCCGGGAGGAGCUGUCCUUCGCCCGCUACUUCAUCGGCGUCAUCUCCAUCGUCUGCCUCUCGGCCACCUUGUUCACCUUCCUGACCUUCCUCAUCGACGUCACGCGCUUCCGCUACCCGGAGAGGCCCAUCAUCUUCUACGCCGUCUGCUACAUGAUGGUGUCCCUCAUCUUCUUCAUCGGCUUCCUGCUGGAGGACCGGGUGGCCUGCAACGCCUCCAGCCCCUCCCAGUACAAGGCGUCCACGGUGACCCAGGGCUCCCACAACAAGGCCUGUACCAUGCUCUUCAUGGUGCUCUACUUCUUCACCAUGGCCGGCAGCGUCUGGUGGGUCAUCCUCACCAUCACCUGGUUCCUGGCCGCCGUGCCCAAGUGGGGCAGCGAGGCCAUCGAGAAGAAGGCCCUGCUCUUCCACGCCAGCGCCUGGGGCAUCCCGGGCACCCUCACCAUCAUCCUGCUGGCCAUGAACAAAAUCGAGGGCGACAACAUCAGCGGCGUGUGCUUCGUCGGCCUCUACGACGUGGACGCGCUGAGGUACUUCGUGCUGGCGCCCCUCUGCCUCUACGUGGUGGUGGGAGUCUCCCUGCUGCUGGCUGGAAUCAUCUCCCUCAACCGCGUCCGCAUCGAGAUCCCGCUGGAGAAGGAGAACCAGGACAAGCUGGUGAAGUUCAUGAUCCGCAUCGGCGUGUUCAGCGUGCUGUACCUCGUGCCCCUGCUGGUGGUGAUCGGCUGCUACUUCUACGAGCAGGCCUACCGGGGCGUGUGGGAGACCACCUGGAUCCAGGAGCGCUGCCGGGAGUACCACAUCCCCUGUCCCUACCAGGUCACCCAGAUGAGCCGUCCAGAUCUGAUUUUGUUCCUCAUGAAGUACCUGAUGGCCUUGGUGGUCGGGAUCCCCUCGGUGUUCUGGGUGGGAAGCAAGAAGACCUGUUUUGAGUGGGCCAGCUUCUUCCACGGGCGCAGGAAAAAAGAAGUCGUCAACGAGAGCCGCCAGGUGCUGCAAGAGCCGGACUUCGCGCAGUCGCUGCUGAGGGACCCCAACACCCCCAUCAUCCGCAAGUCCAGGGGCACCUCCACCCAGGGCACCUCCACGCACGCCUCGUCCACCCAGCUGGCCGUGAUGGAUGACCAGAGGAGCAAGGCCGGCAGCGUCCACAGCAAAGUCAGCAGCUACCACGGCAGCCUGCACCGCUCGCGGGACGGACGGUACACUCCCUGCAGCUACAGGGGCGUGGAGGAACGACUACCUCACGGCAGCAUGUCCCGGCUGACCGACCACUCCAGGCACAGCAGCUCGCACCGCCUCAACGAGCAGUCGCGGCACAGCAGCGUCAGGGACCUCAGCAGCAACCCAAUGACACACAUCACACACGGCACCAGCAUGAACCGGGUCAUCGAGGAGGAUGGCACCAGCGCCUGAGCGGCUCCGAGGGCUCAGGCUGCCGGCAGGGCUCGUGGUGCCUUCCUUCCGCGCUCAGUGUUACCCUCAGCCUCUCGCCAGGUGCUGAAUUCGGGCGUCGGGAAGCCAGGGUCGGCUUCUCUGCUGUGGGACUUGCCUCGGAGCUGUCUUGAGUCACUGAGUAAAAAAGCUGGUUGUCUCCUCUGAACCUCUCUGGAGGUAAUUAUUUAUUUGAUAACUGUUCCUCAUCAGACACAACUGCUGAAUUUCUUACUCUCUGUGGAAAACAAUCUCCCCCUUCCUUCUCUCUCCCUCCCUCCGUGGGCUCCGCGUGUCGGAAAUCAGCGGGGCCGUGCUGGGAGUUGUUCUGAUGAGGGAACUCUUGCUGGCUGAAGGAAUCCCUCCGUGCAGCUCCCUCGAGGGGACACGUCCAGCGCUGCCUGAGGGACGUCUGUGUGACCCGGCAGCGUUCGGUCACGCUGGAAACGCCACGGGAAGGAGCGUUCUGGAGAAGGAAACUCCUCUGAGGAUCACCAGCUCUUCCCAGAGCUGGCCAGGCUCAGUUGUCCACAGGGUGGGGGGAAGAGAGAGGGCAGGGCAGAGCGAUUUUUUUAUAACUUGUACUGUCCUUGCUUUUUUACAAAAGACUAUUUAAAUUUUCUACUCGUUUACAAUUUCCGUAGGAAGAGAUGGGUUUUAAAAGCAGUUAUCUAGAUAAUAUUCAGCCAUUUAUUUUUUAGAGUCAUGUACAAAAGCUGAGAUUGCCUGUUCCCGAUCUAUUUAAAGAAAAAAGAUUAUCAUAGAAAAGCUGAAUUUGUCACCCAGGCAGGAAUGUACAGCCUGUUGUCACAGCCAGAGCUGAGCCUGUUUACAAAGCCCAGCAGCUGAGGCCAGGAGGACCAGAGGAGUUUAUUCAAGGAUUCCCCACCUUCCUCGUGAUGUCACGGUUUGGGGAGGAUCCUCUGCGCUGAGCAAGAAUCCAGAGAUGGCUGGGAGAAGCUGAGGCAGGAGCUGCCCCCAGAUGGGGAAAAACGAGGAUGUGGCAGCUGGAAGCCCAGGGAGCUCCUUGAGGAGGAGACAGGAUCCGCAGUUCAGGGAUCUUGGUUACGGAUCCACCUCUGCUGUGGCUGUUUUCAUCCCCUGCUGCAGAUCCAUGGUAGAGAAUUCUCAAUUUGGGCUGGUUUUGUGUGUGGCAAGGAUCCGUUGGGAUACCCCGGAGGCAGAAUUGGAGGAUGGUGCUGGAGAUCUUCUGGAGCACCUCCCGGGGAGAUUGAUCCAGCACGAGGAAACCCUGCUGGCGUGCAAACCUACCUCAGUAAUUGCUGCAGAUCACUGCUGGGAAAUGAAUCCUUAUUUUUGCAUUGUCCUUCCAUAAUUCCCUCCCUGACCCGGUGGAGCCUUGUUGAGCAGCCUUUGUGCACCAACCUCGAGGGCAGGGCCAGGGCAGGAGCUGCUCCACAAUUAACUCAUUUUAAUUGCAGCCGAUGACACAGCGGCAGAGCUCGUAACCUGUGUGCUGUGGAAUCAAAGGCUGCCCCGGGAGCUCCCAGACAGAUUUAUCCCAAAUUCAGCGGCUCGGCUCGGAGGAGAAGACAAACGGAGCCCAGCGUGGAAUAACAAAGCUCUUUGUUGUGGGCCCGGGAGGGAGGUGCUGCAGGCAGGGCCCUGGGGCAGAGCAGGCUCUGUUUGCUCAGCAAACAGCCCCGGGGCCCGGGGAUACCUGUCCAGCUCUGCAAAAUCCUUUGGGCUCACUUCAACUGGAGAAGCUUCAACUCCCUGGAGACCCCAAGGGUGGAACCUUGGCUGUUUUCAAAUCCAGCUCCUCCCGACCCAGAGGGGUGAUCUGGUAGGAAUCCGGAUCUGCAGAAGCUGAGUUUUCCUAAACACUGGAACCAAACUAAAUAAGCUCAAGGGUUUACAAUGAUCCUCUUGGCUCCAUUUCCUGUACCUUUUUUUUUUUUUUAUUUUUAUUUUUUAUAAAUUGCAGCAAUGCUUUGACUUGUUUGGAGACAGGGAGAGGAACUUGGAGAUGGAGCUUGGACAGGAUGGAGCUUGGAGAAGGAUCCUGCUGGGAAUGUUGUUAAUUUGUGAGGCCCAGUCCCAGUACUGCUUCCAGAUGGGAAUAUCCAAGUCAUUCCUUGCUCAUGGGUGCUAAAGGGACAGGCUCCUGUCACCCCAGGGAGGUGAUAAUACCUCAAACUGCAGUUCUGGCUGGGCUUUUUGUCUCCCUGCCCUCUCCCCUCUCCCUUCAACACCUGAGCCAGCGCGCUGUGUUCUCUUGGCAGAGCGUUCCUCCCGGGAAGAGCAUUCCUCAGCCAGGGAAGAGUGUCCCAGCCCUGCUGCAGCUCCCCAGCUGGGGUCCACAGGGCUUCAGCUCCCAAAUCAUCCUGGCCAGGAGCUCUGAAGGCCAUUCCAGUUCAAAUGUGGUCCCACAGGGGCACCAGGGGUGGUUUUGGGCUGCUUUCCUACCUGCUGCCAGCUCCAGCCCAGGUGCCGGGUUUAUGGGAUCGGUGCCAAGCUUUAAAUUCCCCCCGAGCUGAAACCCCUGGCCAGGAGGGCGUUUCUGCAGUCACCCAAGUGCUCGGGGCUCCCCGGGUGUCCUGCAGCGCUUUGUCCCUCCCCAGCUGCCACCAGGAGCUGCAUCCUCUGUCCCUUCUCGCAGGGAGCAGGCAGGGAGGCUGCACAGGGCCUGGCUUCUCCAGCUCCAGUUAUCCCAGACUCCAUCCCUCUGCCCCCCACCAUGGCUGCAGCCCCAAACUCCGCUCGGUGAAACUGCUCCGUCAGAGCUUCCUGCAGAACGCACGACUCCUCAUCCCCAGCAUCCCCAGGGAUCUCCAGCUCCUCUUUUCCCGACUGCGCUGACAACAGAUCCCCCCGAGUUUGUGCUGUUCCUUCUUUCUCAGUCCCUCCACAGCUCCCGUGAAACGUCCCCGAUCGGAGCUGCGGUCGUGUUGCAUGGAGGAGGCCGCUCCUCUUUUUUAAGGCAUAAACAACCCAAGAGCAGCAAGCAGCCACAUUCAGGUGUCAGUGCGUUUGUGUUCUCACUGUCGUGUUCCAGCACAAAUCCCGGAUUCUGUGCUGGAAGCCUUGAGCCACCAGCUCCAGGGGGGUCAGUGGUGAGCGCAGGAUGGCACUGGGAGGCUGAAAUCCGGGCAUGGCCAAGUCCAGCACCGCUCCCGAGUUGUUCCAGCAAGGAGGGAAGGGAAAAUCCCUCAGGAAGGGCACGAGGAGAAGGCCCAGGCCAGGGGGGAUUCUCCAGCCCAGCUCCAGCGCACUGAGGAUCCCAAAACGCAUCAGGCAGCUCCGUCUGUGCGGUGAAACCAGGGCACAGAGCAGAGGAGACAUCCCCAGCUCCACCCCGAGCAGCAGAAUGUCCAGUUGAAUGUGAAGCUUUACCCCUCUCCCCUCGUGCUUCUCUCCAGACGGGAUCGAUGGUCCCCGAGGCGCAGGGUUCUCCCGGGUUUUGCCGGUGGGCCCGGUGCCUCUCCCAGCCCUUCCCGUUGUUGAGACAACGUCCAGCUCCUCAGGAGAGGGGAAGGCGCUCCCGGGAGAUCCCUGCGUGGUGGAAUGUGUGGGGCAGUCCCUGCCCGAGGCUGACCCCACUCGCACUCGGCUCUUGCUAGACUUGUUUACAGUAGUCCAGUGUGGGUUUUGUAACGUUUAAUUUUUAGCACUUUAACUGUGAGUGUACAAACUGGUUCCAUUGUAGUUGGUGUACAUUUUCAUUUUAGAGCUUUGGAAGUUUUUAAUAAAACCAUGGAAAAACCCUGGCAACGGGUUUUCAAUUCUUCUCCUGCGGGUGUAAUCCUACCCCCCUUAAAAACCCCCGGCUGAGCAGCAGUUGAGAUAUAAAGGUUAAAUAAUUAAAUAUCAGGUUUUACUCUGGCCAGCAGCUCUCUGAAUUUGAAGAAAGACUUUGUAGACUUAAUCUGCCUCCACCAUCUGCACUCGUGGACGCCGGGCACCCUUCCAGCAAACACAAUUUCGGGCUCUGGGUUGCUCCGCCCUUUUACGAGAGCAGCCCUCUCAAAACCAGCAGCGUUUCACGGGCAGAGAGGAGCGCAGAGCAAACAGGUUUGGGAGCAGCAAUGCCAGGGAUGUCUGGGAUUUUUUAUUGCCAAAUCCAACCCGAGGACAGGAUGACUGAUUUAUCUGGAGGAGCUGUCUGGCACCUGGGCGGAUACGCGGUUGUUUUGGGUUGGAAGCCUUCUGCUGAGCCUCGCAUGGCUGGUGAUGAAAUAACUCCUCUCACUAAUUACUGCUGCUGGUUUAGGUCUCGGUAGAUAAAUAGUUCAGGGAUGAAACUUCAGGAGUUGCUGGUCUGCUCCAUCUUCCCUGAAUUUAAACUCUGGUGGGUUGUGAGUGACAAGCUGUGAAGUCACAAAAGAUGUGAUCUCCUGCAGUCCGGGAGGGUUCCCCGCAGCUAAACCCGUCAGGGUGGGGAGUGGGAGCUGACAGCAUUUCUCUGCCCUCUGUGCUGCAUUGCCGGCUCCCAGAGGGGCUCAUGCAGGACGUGGGGAGGAGAUGGAGUCACCUGCAGCUUGUUUGGCCCUCCCGAGGAGGUUUAAGGAGCUGCAGGUGAGGGAGGAGCUGGAGGAGCAGCGAGGAGUUAUCUCCAGCUCAGAGCUCCAGCCCUGUGGGAUAAAACCGGCAGCCCUGGAGCGUGACCGGCCGGGAUCCGCGUUUCCAACGCCCUCGGCUGCCGGUCCGACUGGUUUUUGUGAUAACGCUCCAGACACCUUG
This is a messenger RNA of Cyanistes caeruleus (blue tit), 7934 nucleotides long. The record is from RefSeq and is a predicted model, not a curated record. Lineage: Eukaryota; Metazoa; Chordata; Aves; Passeriformes; Paridae.